AUGAGUUUUAGCUUAAACCUAACGGUGCCAUUGAAUCGCCAUUGCAACCGGGCCAGUAGUUUGCAGGUGCCACGACUGUUGGUAACCCUAUUGCUGGUCACCCUAUGCUCGGGUACACUAUGGCAACGGUUCCGACGGUUAGCCCAUAAGGCAAUGACCGGUCGAUUGGAUGCGAAACGAGAUAUUAAUAUAAACUUCUCGUUCCCGAGGACUAAAUGGUGCGGACCUGGAAAUACGGCCCAGUAUUACGAUGACCUGGGUCAGGAUACGGAUACCGACAGCUGCUGCCGUGACCACGAUCAUUGUGACAUUAAUAUUGGUCAGGGUAAUGAAGUUUGUGGCGUUGAAAAUAGUGGCAUGUUUGCUAUAAGUAGCUGUGAAUGUGACGUACGGUUCCGGCAGUGCCUACAAUCGGUGAGCCCACCCCACGCGCCCACCGCCGCAGUCAUCGCCCGAAUAUACGGUACAAGUGUUCGCAAGUGUGUGAAUUGA
Molecule: messenger RNA, 492 nt
Organism: Oppiella nova
Lineage: Eukaryota; Metazoa; Arthropoda; Arachnida; Sarcoptiformes; Oppiidae
Source: the annotation of a GenBank genome assembly